GGCCGCCCAGCCUGCCGCCGCGCAGCCCCGGGACCCCUGGCGGCUCGGGCGCCCUAACGGCUCCCAGGCCGCCCUGCGCCGUUGCCAUGGCGACCGGGCGAGCGGCCGGAAGCGCGGCCUAGCGGGUCCCCCGCCCGCCUCCCGGUAGCCGCGCCGCGUCCCAGGCCAGGUGAUGACCUGGGGAGAGCAGGGCCGGCCGGCGGUUGGGCUCUCUGCAGCGCCCCGAGCGCUCUGACCGGAUGGGCCCGGGCAGGCCAGCCGCUGCCGGGGCUCACCUGGCAGCCUGCGUCCAGCUACAUGGGAGCAGCGACCCCAGGACCCUCCAGGCCCAGAACCAGCUGCAGUUCAGCAGGAGCAUGCCCGAGCACGCCGGUACCCUGGCCGUGCGCUACUCCUGCCCGCACGCCAUCCGGAUCGAGAAGCUGAAGCACUCGUACCGCGAGUCUUACGGCCGUGAGGAUGCGGGCUGGCAUGGCGGUGGCCACGGGAGCGGCUCGGCCUCGUUCUCCGUCAUCUCGGAGGAGCGGCUCAGCUACGCCGUGCACCUGGCCAAGAGGGACGUGAAGCGCAGGCAGCUGGAGGAGCGUGUCGGGCGGUGCCGGCUCGGCGGGGAGCCCCGGCUCUCUCGUCCGCACAAGGUCCCCGAGCCCAGCGUGCAGAGGAAGGAACCGGGGAGCCGGGACAUGUGUCCUUGCGGCCACCAGCCGUCCACGGUGGGAACGUCCUGCGCGGGUGCCAAGGUGUAUCUGUACACACCUCGUCCGGCCCAGGCCCACCUGGCUGUGCCCCACUCGCCCCCCACCCGUGACCCAGGCCUGGAGCCCCGCCCCAAGCUCGGCAGCCAUCAGCAGCUGCUGGACGUGCAGCGGCUCCGGAGGGAGCUGAGCGCUUGCAUCCACAAGAUGGAAGAGGUCACGAAGAAAGACAGGUUGCAAGUGGCUUUGGACCCUGAUGAGGAGCGGCGCGCCCGCGUCAGGAGGCAGGAACAGGCCGUGAGCUCGGCCCGGAUGCUGUAUGUCCUGCAGCAGCAGGUGAAGGAGAUCCAGGAAGAGUUGGAUAAAUUGAGCCCACGUGAGACCAGACACACGAAGAAGUCAUGGGCCAUGUCGCGGCUGGCGGCUGCCCACCGAGGAGCCAUCCGGGCCUUACAGGUGUUGGUGACGCAGCUUACAGACCGCGGGGAGCACCCGGUCCCUGCGCGCUGCCGGGAGCUGGGUGGCCUCAUCCGCCAGCUCUCUCUCUGCUCCGCCAAGCUGCACGCCGACCCCUCCGUCCCUGACGUGGUUGCGGACAUCCUGCGACAGAUUGAGGCUUUGGAAUCCCUCCUGGAAAAGAAACUGUCACCGAAAAAGAAGAAAAGUUUCACGGAAAUUCAGAGCAGGUUUCCUGUUGGUGGCCACGGGGCCUUAGAGAGAUGGCAGGGUCCUUCGCCCAAGAGCGAGAGGAGACCCCUCGUAGCGAAGGAGACGUUUCCCGAGGAAGCAAGGUGGCCUUCGGGGGCGAAGACGCUCCUGGCUGGUAUGUGUCCUGAUGGGGCAGCGCCUGCUGCGACCUGGAGGUUGGAGAACGGGCUGGAUAUGAUGGGUGCAGAGAUCCUUCUGGAAGAAGCCCCGUCCGCUCCAGACCAUAGUGCCAGCUUCUCGGGGGAUCCACUGGCCCUGGAGAGAGCUGGAGUGGUGGCAGGGAGGCCCACGACCAGGAGUGUGGUGCUCCGGAAGGAGGAGGCCCGGGCGCCGGCGAGGCCACCUCAGAGACUGCACAGAGCUGGAAGAGGAGGACCGACCCGGUCCCAGAGCAGAAGCCGACUGCAGCGCACGACAGUGUCCUCCAGACUGAAAGUGAGCCAGCAGCCUGUGAAGGACAGCAGAGCCCCUUGGGUGCCUCCGAACCCCACGUCCCCGCCAGCAUCUCCCAAGUGCGCUGCCUGGCUGAAGGUGAAGCCGAGCCCCAAGAGUGCUGCAAAGGAAGCUUGGCCGCGGCAGGAUGAGGCUCGGGACGAGAGUCCGCGGAGGGACGCCGUCACGCAGGAAGCCGUGAGGCUCGCUUGGCUUGAUGCCGAAACUUCCAAAACCGUGAAGGAGCUGGAGGAACUGAAAGCCGGGGCCUCGGACGAGACACGGAGGCAGGGCGUGUUGGACACCCAGCUAGCAGACAAGGUAGAGAAGGCGGUCCUGGAGCGUUUGAAGCCUCUUCUGGUCACGGCCCAGAGGGUCAGCUCUUCUCAGGAAGCAGAUCGUCAGCCAAGGGACUGGCCGUCAGCGGACGUGGCAACCGGCCAGCCCGCGGAGGAGGCUGCAGCUUUGGACCGCGCACCCCACGGCCUUCACCAGCUGGGGGACUGUUUGGAAAACGCUGCCCACGGGCCCUGGGCCAUGACCCACCAUGGGGGCUCGGAGUCGGAAACCUCAGCGCCCAUGGGGGACGGCAGAGGCAGUCCGGAUCUGGAGAGCCUGAUGCUGCGGGUGGAGGAAAUGGAGAAAUACCGGGAGACAGUUUGCCAGAGAUACAGUAAAAUCGUAUAUGCUGAUCCUCACCUGUGGGGGCAGGAAGGAAAGACGGGGCAGGCACCCCCAGCAGUAAGUGAAAGGCCUCUUUCUCCUCAUCCAAUCAGGAUCACAAAGACUCCAGCUCGCAGAGACCACGACGUGAACAUCGUGUUGGAAGAACCCAGGAAUGCCAAUUCCCUGGACGAAAGCGUGGGGACGGAUGAGAGGUCUGAGAAGAGCAGGGCCCCCCUUGCGCGCCUCCCGGAAGAGUGUCCGCAGAAGGACGGCCAGACCACGCUGCACGUCCCCCCAGGCCUGCGGCACAGCAUUGGCGACUACUGUAGCCGCUUCGAGCGGUACCUCCGCCUGGUCGCGCACGAGGCUGUGGGCGCCUUCAACCCGUGGCUGUUGGCCGAGAGCUUCUCCGACGAGCUAGUGGAUGAAGCUCUGGGGGCUGUGGCCGCGGAGCUGGAGGAUGCGUGCGAGGACUACGCAGAAGCUGUGUUCACCUCGGAGUUCCUGGAGGCUGCGACCUGAGGGCUCCAUCUGCAGUGGACCUCCUCCCUGGGGUGCACGGGAGCCCCUGAGCCCGGCUGCCCUUCUGUGCCUCCUGGGUGCCUCCCACGGAGGGGGGGCCCCCUUUCCAU
Molecule: messenger RNA, 3133 nt
Organism: Lontra canadensis (Northern American river otter)
Lineage: Eukaryota; Metazoa; Chordata; Mammalia; Carnivora; Mustelidae
Product: KIAA0753 ortholog
Exons: 18
Coding region: 240-3023 (927 amino acids)
Biological process (GO): centriole replication; protein localization to centrosome
Cellular component (GO): centriolar satellite
Source: RefSeq, a predicted model, not a curated record